This is a messenger RNA of Durio zibethinus, 1822 nucleotides long. RefSeq names its product Leucine-rich repeat (LRR) family protein. Lineage: Eukaryota; Viridiplantae; Streptophyta; Magnoliopsida; Malvales; Malvaceae. Gene Ontology annotation, molecular function: protein binding. The record is from RefSeq and is a predicted model, not a curated record. Gene Ontology annotation, cellular component: cytoplasm.
UAUUUUAUCCAAAUAAAAAAAUGAAAAUAACUUUGUUUUCUAUUUUAAAAAAAAAAAAUCCGACAAGACGUUGGAACCAAAACCAGAUCAGGAUUUUCCCACUUCCUCAGUUGCUCUCCUUUAUUACAACGUAAGACAAAAGAAAAGACCAGGCGGAUCUGAAAGCCAAACAAGUGCUCCCUCCAUGUCUUGAUCCAUUCAUGUCUUAACAAACAAAAUGGAACGGUUGCUCAAAGCUGCAAGAACUUCCGGUUCGCUCAACUUAUCCAAUCGAUCUCUCAAGGAUGUGCCGGAAGAGGUCUACAGAAGCUUGGAUGCUGCUGGGGAAGGUGAAAAGUGGUGGGAGGCUGUGGAGCUACAAAAGCUAAUUUUGGCACAUAACAAUAUUGAGUCAUUGAAAGAAGACCUGAGGAAUUUACCUUUAUUGAAUGUGUUGAAUGUUAGCCACAAUAAGCUUACUGAUCUUCCGGCUGCGAUAGGACAGCUUUCCAUGUUGAAGUUGUUGGAUGUGUCUUUUAACUCUAUAGUGGCAAUACCGGAGGAGAUUGGCUUAGCAACUUCUUUGGUCAAGUUUGAUUGUUCAAGCAAUCAUAUUAAGGAACUUCCAUCCUCACUUGGAAAAUGUGCAGAUUUAUCAGAUCUAAAGGCAUCAAAUAAUGUAAUAACUAGCUUGCCAGAAGAUCUUAUGAAUUGUUUGAAAUUGAUGAAACUAGAUGUGGAGGGGAACAAGCUAACGGUUUUAUCUGAGAAUUUGUUCAGAUCAUGGACGAUGCUUACAGAACUCAAUGCAUCAAAGAACUUGCUGAGUGCCAUACCAGAAAACAUUGGAUGUCUUUCACGUCUCGUCCGUCUCGACCUUCAUCAGAACAGAAUUUUGUCAGUCCCACCAUCAAUAAUGUUGUGCUGUUCCCUAGCGGAAUUCUAUAUGGGGAAUAAUGCACUGUCAAUGUUACCAGAGGAGCUAGGUGCUCUUUCUCAUUUAGGGACAUUGGAUCUUCACUCAAACCAGUUGAAGGAAUAUCCAGUAGGAGCAUGCAAGUUAUGCCUAUCAGUUCUGGAUCUUUCUAAUAAUUCAUUGACUGGAUUGCCUGCUGAGCUUGGCAAGAUGACUACACUGCGAAAACUUUUGCUCAGUGGAAACCCUUUGCGAACUCUAAGAAGUUCACUGGUUUCUGGACCUACACCUGCUUUAUUGAGAUAUCUUAGAAGUAGACUUUCUGAUGGUGAAGAUGAAGCUAAAGCUCCUGCCAGAGAGGAAGUAGUCACUAUGGCAGCUCGAUUGUCACUCACUUCAAAGGAACUUUCUCUAGAGGGCAUGGGUUUAAGUGUUGUCCCAUCCGAAGUAUGGGAAUCAGGUGAAAUCAUAAAAGUAAACCUUUCCAGAAAUUCCAUCCAAGAGCUGCCACUUGAACUCUCCUCAUGUUUAUCCCUUCAGACUUUAAUUUUAUCAAGGAACAAUAUUAAAGACUGGCCAGUUGCAAUUUUGAAGUCACUUUCCAAUCUUUCUUGUUUGAAGCUGGACAAUAAUCCACUAAGACAGAUUCCAUCCGAUGGAUUCCAAGCAAUCUCUAUGCUCCAGAUACUAGAUCUAAGUGGGAAUGCUGCUUCAUUACCAGAGAAUCCGGCAUUUUCCAGCUUACCACACUUGAAGGAGCUUUAUUUGAGACGAAUGGAACUACGAGAAGUCCCAUCAGAGAUAAUGAGUUUAUGUCAACUGCAAAUCCUGGACUUGGGCCAAAAUUCCCUUCAAUCAAUCCCAGAGGGACUUAAGACCCUUACAUCUCUCACUGACCUGGACUUGUCUGACAAUAGCAUUUCAGCA